CCUCCCCGGGGACUGCCACCGCGUCGGCUGCCGGCCCCUCGGGUCCUCGGAGGGCAGCUGGGACUCGGCCCCGGGCUGCAGGCGGGGUCGCGCGGCGCUGGGGGCGCCACCUCGGCCGGCGCGGCGGGAGGAGGCUGUCUAGACGUCGGGCGGCCCGCGCCCGCCUUCCCCGCCCCCACCGGAGCCUCGGGCCUGUGGAGCGCGCGGCGGGCGGAGAGGGGCACCCGCCCGGGGCGUGCGGACGGGGACCGAGCCGGGUGGACGAGUAAAGGCAUGACUUCCCGGCGCCGCAGGGAAAAUAGGGUGCAAGCCCAGAAACUCUUUCCCCACCACCACCUGUUGAAAAACUGAUUUCGUUCGUCGAAGGCGUCUCCGGAUCCGAAGGAACGGAAAGUUGCUAGGAUUGGAUGCAUCUCUAGUGUUGCACCGGAAAACCGUCGCUAGUUAAUAUCAAGGAGAGAGAGAGAGAGAGAGAAAAGAACUGGAAAUUAAGCCGAAGAACCUUACUCAGUCAAAAUGGAACGUUUUGUAGUAACAGCACCCCCUGCUCGGAAUCGUUCUAAGACUGCUCUGUAUGUGACCCCUCUGGAUCGAGUCACCGAGUUUGGAGGUGAACUUCAUGAAGACGGAGGGAAACUCUUCUGCACUUCUUGCAAUGUGGUUUUGAAUCAUGUUCGCAAGUCUGCCAUCAGUGACCACCUCAAGUCAAAGACUCACACCAAGAGGAAGGCAGAAUUUGAAGAGCAGAAUGUGAGGAAGAAGCAGAGGCCGCUGACUGCAUCUCUCCAGUGCAACAGUACUGCGCAAACAGAGAAAGUCAGUGUUAUCCAGGACUUUGUGAAAAUGUGCCUGGAAGCCAACAUCCCCCUGGAGAAGGCCGAUCACCCAGCAGUCCGAGCAUUCCUGUCUCGACAUGUGAAGAACGGAGGAUCCAUACCUAAGUCAGACCAGCUGAGGAGACCUAUCUGCCUGAUGGAUAUGAGAAUGAAAAUCAGCUCCUCAACUCACAAGAUUGUUGACAAGGCAGUUAUGACCAUUGUGAUCAAGAUAAAUAAUGUGGAGUAUUAAAGUUAAUGUGUUGA
Molecule: messenger RNA, 1082 nt
Organism: Phodopus roborovskii (desert hamster)
Lineage: Eukaryota; Metazoa; Chordata; Mammalia; Rodentia; Cricetidae
Gene: Cggbp1
Product: CGG triplet repeat binding protein 1
Biological process (GO): regulation of transcription by RNA polymerase II
Cellular component (GO): nucleus
Molecular function (GO): double-stranded DNA binding
Source: RefSeq, a predicted model, not a curated record